UCAUCAUUAAUAUUCGCAACGUAUUUGCUCGUUAUUACCGAUAUACCACGCUCGCGCGCCGCACGCGUACCCCGGGCGACGUAACCGACGACGAUAUGCACACGCCGAAAUAAUUGUUAUUGUAAGAAAAGAUUCGUUCGCGGUUUUUUUUUCCCACUUCUUAGCACCCCCAUCCCCCCCCCCCGCGCGCGCGAUUCGAGACUAGGCGAAAAAACCGUUAAGACUUAAGGCGCGCAUUUUUCCAACAGCACGCACACACGAUGACCACCGAAACGGCCAAGUCGGUGUUCGCCGCCGACGGACACCACCGUCCGCGGUUUGACUACGGCAAGCUGGACGACCCCAACAAGGGCUACUGGAACGCGGUCGGCGCCGGCCACGGCCACGGCGGCGUCCACCCGGUGCUGCAGGCGACCGCGUCCACCGAACGUUUUUGGGCCGAGGAGCCCGAGGAGGAGAUCAAGCGCAAAGUGCAAGACGCCAAGACGAAAUUCCACCGGAACCGACAGCUCCAGCUCAAGCACUUGCCCCGUUCCGUCACCGAAGAAGAAAUCCGCAAGGCUCUGAUCGAGUUCCCGGUGGAGAAGGUGCACAUCAGCACGACGUCGGGCAGCAGCAUGGCCAAAGUGACGCUGGAGGAUCCCGAGCUCCGGAUGGAAGAAUGGGACUUCAACAAGCAGUUCCUGAUCAGGGGGCAGCGCAUCCCGGUGUCGCCCACGCCGACGGAGAUGCUGUUGUGCGUGGCGCGGCUGCCGUUGAGCUACACCGAGGAGCAGUUCACGCAGCUGAUCCAGAUGUACGGCGAGGUCGAGAAGUCGUUUCUUAUCAUCAGCGAGAGGACGGGCGACAGCAAGGGCUACGGGUUCGUCGAGUACGCCAAGAAGGAGUAUGCGAUCGCCGCCAAGUCCGGUUUGGACGGCAAACAGAUCAAAGACGCGAAAAUCGUGUGCGACUGGCUGGACGGCAAUCACAUCACUUACGAAGCCUUGCACUCCAAGUGCCUCUACGUGGACAGGUUGCCCACAGGAUUCCGGGACAUGAGCGAAUUCCGACAAAUGUUCGCCAAGGUGGUCAACCCGCCGUACUGUCAGAUUGCAUUGAAAAAUGGAUGCCCGUUGGACUGGGGACUUGUCGAGUACAACUCGGCCGAAGACGCGGAAAGAGCGCAAUCCGAAUUGGACGGUCAUGUGUUGAGAGGUCAGAAAAUUCGUAUAACCUACUACAUUCCCGGUGUGCGAGCCAUCAACUUGUUUUUGAAGUUGUUGAACGAACCGAGCAAGUCUAAAUGUGGCGGACUAUUGCCAGACCCGCCCAAAGAAGUGAUCGAACAGUCGUUGCAGAAUCUUUCCAAACAGAAUCCAAUUUUUGCUCAAAAUCUUCAGAAUAUCAUUUUCAAUCAGAUCAAAGCGUCGCAAAUGGCUCCGGAGCUUCAAGAUUUUUCGGACCCUUCUCUGAGGUCACAUCUGAUGGGCGGAAAAGUGCCACCGACAAUGUUACACUCUCCGAGCAGUUUGCCGUACAUGAGUUCCAAUCCAGAGGCAUACGGCACAAGACUGUUGUCGAGCCCACCCGUCGGAGAGGUGCCGCCGCACAUGGCUUCCGGAUUGUUCGACGGUGACUUGACCAACCCGUUGUUGGCCAACUAUUAUCGAGAACUGCUGACGGCUCAGAUUCUGGCCGGAGCGGCGGCCAAGAGCAACGGCUUCGGCGGACUGGCCACCAACCUGCAACAGACGUUUGUCGACAGCGUGGUGCAGCCGUCCAACAACAACGGCGGCAACCUGAACCAGAACCAGAGUCUGCAGAACAUUGGCCAACAGCUUGUCGGCGGCCACCAGAUGGGCCAACAACAGCAGCAGCAGCAGCAGCAACAGAACAUCGUCAUCAACAACAUACUGUACAACUUUGGCGGCGUCAACGCGACGACGCCUCCGGCCACACCGACGCCGACGACGCCCACUUUCGGCUCGUCGUUGUCGCUGAACAUCGAACAGGCCUGGUCGACGAAGAACCCGUCGUCCACGUCGGCCGACACGUACUUGGCCAGCCCCAUAGCGGCGCCGGAGAAGUCCACGCUGAGCUAUUCGCCGUCCUCUACGUGGUCUCUGCAGAGCGGCACGUCCACGCCGUCGCCGCAAUCGCUAUACUCGCCGUUGGCGCCCAACAUCUGGACGCCCACGUCGUCCACGUCGUCGCUGUCCAGCCAAGAGUCGUCGCGCGGACAGAAGCGCGGCAUACCGCCGUCGCCCGAACUCAGCCCCGAGGGCAUGUACAUCGGACAACAUUCGCAAGGCAUCGGCGGCCACUACGCUGACUCGUACUUGAAACGCAACAAGAAGAACUGAUGCUGCGCUGUUGGACGAUCUAUGAUCUACGAUGAUGAUAUUAAAUGAUUUAUACACACAUGACUUAGAUAUUUCUAUCACUUUUUCAA
Molecule: messenger RNA, 2434 nt
Organism: Adelges cooleyi (spruce gall adelgid)
Lineage: Eukaryota; Metazoa; Arthropoda; Insecta; Hemiptera; Adelgidae
Product: ribonucleoprotein PTB-binding 2-like
Exons: 7
Coding region: 261-2345 (694 amino acids)
Molecular function (GO): RNA binding
Source: RefSeq, a predicted model, not a curated record